AUGGAGUUUGCCCGAAGGUGCCAAAGUCCGCUUGGGCAAAGGUUGGAUAAAACUGGGGAGAUAGCGUAUUCUCCCGACGGUAGUCGUCUGGCGGUUGCAGGAUCCAUUGGGACAUGGAUAUAUGACGCCAAGACUGGCGUAGAACUUGACCUCCUUAUAGGGGUUUCAAGUGUCGCGUUCAGUCCGGAUGGCGCCAUGCUGGCAAGCAGAGCAGAGGGUUUGGAUGGGAGAGAUAGCACGGUGCAAAUCUGGGACGUGGCUACAGGGCAGCUCAAAGCCACCCUCACGAGGCAUACGGACCAUAUCUAUAGUACCGCAUUCAGUCCGGAUGGAACCACGCUUGCAAGUGGAAGCGGGGACAAAACAGUACGGCUAUGGGAUGUUGCCACAGAGCAGCUCAAAGCCACCCUCACAGGGCAUGCAGAGGAAGUCAACAGUGUAGCGUUCAGUCCGGAUAGCACCAUACUUGCAAGUGGGAGUGACGACAAAACGGUGCGACUGUGGGAUGUUGCUACAGGGAAACCCAUAGCCACCCUCACAGAGCAUAGAGACAGUGUCGUGAGCGUAGCAUUCAGUCCGGAUAGCACCAUACUUGCAAGUGGAAGUUACGACCUUACAGUGCGACUGUGGGAAGCACGCACGGGGGAACUUACAGCAACUCUCACGACGUAUACAAGUAGGGUUUCUAGUAUCGCGUUUAGCCCGGAUAGCACCACGCUGGCAAUUGGGGGAGGUUGGCUAGACGGCACGGUGCAACUGUGGGAUGUUGCCACAGGUCAACCUAUAGCGACCCUUGCAGGGCAUGCGGAGGGAGUCGAAAGUGUAGCGUUCAGUCCAGACGGCACUACAUUGGCAAGUGGAGGUUACGACAACACGGUGUGGCUGCGGGAUGCAGCCACAUGGAAACCGAAAACUAUCCUUAGGGAGUAUACGGGCAGUGUCACCAGUAUCGCGUUCAGUCCAGAUGGUACUGCGCUUGCAACCGGGGCAGGUUGGCAAGACCAGAAGGUGCGACUUUGGGAUACAAGGACAGGGCAACUCAAAACCAUCUCUGGAGGGCAUGAGGACGGUGUCAGCAGCGUAGCGUUUAGUCCGCUUGGCAACACAUUCGCGAGCGCAGGUUACGACAACACAGGUGGAGAUUCGCGAUACAAUAGGGUACGACUGUGGGACGCAGCUACAGGACAACUCAAAAACGCCCUCUUAGGACACACAGACUCUAUUUUAAGCGUAGCAUUCAGUCCGGAUGGCAGUACACUCGCAAGUGGGGGCGGUUGGGAAAACAGCCGUGGAAGUUGGCAACAAGACACUGGAAUACGGUUGUGGGAUGUUGACACAGGACAACUCAAGGCUACCCUCACGGGAGCCCCGAACAGUGUUAGAAGUUUAGCGUUCAGUCCAGAUGGCAAAACACUCGCAAACGCGAGUGGAUAUGGACAUUGGGGUACGGAUGGCAUAGUACAGUUGUGGGAUGUUGCCACAAGGCAGCUCACAGCUACUCUCAGGGGCGAUGGGAUCCCUAUCAAAAGUGUCGCAUUCAGUCCAGAUGGCAAAAUACUCGCAAGCGCGAGUAGACAUGGGAAUUCGGGUACGAAUGUCAUAGUAGUACAGUUGUGGGAUGUUGCCACAAGGCAACUCACAGCUACUCUCAGAGGCGAUGGGAUCGCUGUCAACAGUGUCGCAUUCAGUCCAGAUGGCAGAAUACUCGCAACUGGGAGUGGGGCUUGGGAUACGGCUGGUAUAGUACAAUUGUGGGAUAUUGGCGCAAGGCAACUCACAGCCACCUUCACAGGGCAUACGGAUAGCGUCAGCAGCGUAGCGUUUAGUCCGGAUGGCUACACGCUAGCAAGCGGGAGUGAGGAUGGGACAGUGCUCCUGUGGAAUCUCGCACCUCCGACGGAUAAACCGCCGCAGGUCUCCGCCUAUGAUGUCAACCAAGACGGUAUUGUAAAUCUCGUCGACUUGGCAACCGUCGGAAAGCUGUUUGGACAAACAGGGGAAGGGCUAUUGGGAGACAUCAACAGCGAUGGCAUUGUUAACAUCCUUGAUCUGGUUGCGGUCAGCACACACCUUGAUGACACAACGACCCCCGCAGCACCCAUAGCUCAUAGGGGGCAUCGACCAUUUUUCCCAACACCGACUGGUGUUCCCAUUACUCCUCAAACGGUUCAGGAAUGGAUUGAUAUGGCGCACAUGGCAGAUGACGGUUCGCUUACCUUUCGACGCGGUAUGGCUAAUCUCAAUGCACUGCUAGCUAUGCUCACUCCUGCCGAAACCGCACUGCUCCCAAACUACCCCAACCCAUUCAACCCGGAGACAUGGAUACCGUAUCGUCUCGUCCAUUCCGCCGAUGUAACUCUCACGAUUUAUGACACAAAAGGCGUGCCGGUGCGUCGGUUCGAUUUGGGACAUCAGUCUGCGGGGUAUUACACAGAUCGGGCAAAGGCAGCCUAUUGGGACGGUCAUAACGACAGUGGAGAAUCGGUCGCAAGUGGGGUCUAUUUCUAUCAACUCCGCGCAGGGGAUUAUACUGCGUUGCGUCGGAUGGUCAUCCUCAAGUAG
Molecule: messenger RNA, 2562 nt
Organism: Geodia barretti
Lineage: Eukaryota; Metazoa; Porifera; Demospongiae; Tetractinellida; Geodiidae
Source: the annotation of a GenBank genome assembly